AUGUCUGUUCCUCUAACUAAAGUCGAUUCUGCCAUCGCUGGCUUGUCUCUCGAAGAAAAACACGAGAAGCCUCCAGCUCAAGAAGUCGAGUCCAAGACCGCUAAGAAGGAAAAGCCAUCUAAGCGUGGCUCGAUCUCCUCUGACAAGCGCUCCUCAAUCUCUUCGGACAAGAGAGGAUCUACUGCUGAAGGAGUCUAUAACAUCAAGGAACUGGUAGAGGAGAAGAAGAUCGAACUCACCCUGCCCAUCGAAACUCAAAAAACAGGAUGGUAUGUCCUUCAACUGACCCCGAGCGUUCUUCUGGGAUCUCCCCUCAUUUUCCCGGGACAUGUCUUGGUUCGUCAGAGACUGAUCACUUCAUCCAGGAGACUGAACACAUCACCAAACACAAUUGAGGACAAAGAUAUUCUCAAGCUUCAACUGAUUGACCCACCAGUCAAGAAGAUUGACCUGCACUUCCCAUUGGGCUUGGAGGUCACUGCCCGGAAUUCCAAAGGUGUCACCAUCAAGGACGCAUUAGAUGCCAUCUACAAGCAGUUCAAGAAGAAGGCAGAUGACGAGCUUGAAGCACCCUACCUCGCUGGUUUCGAGUGGGACAAAGACGAGUGCUGGACACGACUCAUUGUUCACCAGACAAAGCAUAACACUGCCCCACACUCCUCACAACCGACUGGCAAGAAGAACAAGAAGAAGAAUAAGGAAGAGAACGCAUAG
Messenger RNA from Penicillium chermesinum, 714 nucleotides. RefSeq lists its product as uncharacterized. The transcript has 3 exons. Lineage: Eukaryota; Fungi; Ascomycota; Eurotiomycetes; Eurotiales; Aspergillaceae. The coding region runs from base 1 to 714 and encodes 237 amino acids. The record is from RefSeq and is a predicted model, not a curated record.